GAGAUUACCUUUUUAAAAAUAGACUUACUUCAUCAACCGUCCGGCUUCCUCAGCAUGCGGACUCAGUAGCGUGAACUGCAACAAACAAACAGUGUUCAUUUGAUGAAUCGAGGCGUAUGUGUUGUGUAAAUGUUGAUAAGCUAAGCGGAACAACUUAAAGUGUUUGACUGGAACGGAUUAUUCAUACCGUUUGCUUGAGGCGUGCCAAAUGCCUGCGGAAAAUUGGAUCCGACCGGAACAGCCUGCGAUUCCUACCGUUUGGCAUCGGUUUCAGGCGAAAGAUUUGAGCGGCGGCGAUCAGCUGGUUACGUAUCGGGUAGAAGAUUUGACCGAGGACCGGUACGAGGAUGCCAUUCAACAUUACUUGAACCAUUUCAUCAAAGAUGAGCCUCUCUGUCGGCAGCGUAAAAUGGCUCAAGAUACGGUAUCUUACGGUGAGAUACAAGGCUUUUGGAGAUGGUGCUUCUCCCGGCGGAUGACCAUUGUUUGUUACCGGGAAGGAUCCAACGAAAUUGUCGGAGCAAACCUGCUGGAUGUUGUAACCCCGGUCAAAAGUCCAACUGAGCUCAAAAGUCAACACAUACGGGACAUCGUUGGCCUGAUGGAUUACGUUGGGGAGCAGUGUAACGUUUUCGAAAAGUACGGCGUAGAUCGAUACAUGACCGCGUAUGGAUUGGCCAUCGAUAGCCGAUAUCGGGGGCGAGGAAUCGCUACCGAAAUGCUGAAGGCCCGGGUCCCCAUGUGCAAAGCGUUAGGAAUUUCACUGACUUCGACCAACUUUACCGCGAUUGGAUCACAACUAGCGGCUGCCAAAGCUGGCUUCCAAUUGGACUAUGAAAAGACAUAUGACGAUUUUGCAAAACUAGGACCUUCGUAUGAUUUUCGAGGUAUCGAAUCGAAAAGUCUGCAGCUGAUGAGCUUAAAAAUUGUGUAGAUUAGUUAUAAUAAAAAGUACUAGUCAUUCUUCCGAUGGAGUGGU
Uranotaenia lowii is the source of this 979-nucleotide messenger RNA. RefSeq lists its product as uncharacterized. Gene Ontology annotation, molecular function: N-acetyltransferase activity. Lineage: Eukaryota; Metazoa; Arthropoda; Insecta; Diptera; Culicidae. Bases 209 to 934 code for a protein of 241 amino acids. The transcript has 3 exons. The record is from RefSeq and is a predicted model, not a curated record.